UGGCAAAAGAGAAGGUCGUCAACAUGGCUGAUAUGUUGGUUUAAUUGGAGGUUCGCUUGAAGAUUCAUUCGUUGUUAGUAAAGUGUUUGACCUUAAAUCGAUGUAGUUUAGUGUCUUUAGAACUGAAGUAGUUGUUCGAAUUCCUCCCCGAAAACAUUACAUUGAUUAUUUUUCGUCUCAAUUUUGCAAACAGACUGAGUCACACACAUGCUUCUAAGUACACAUGUUUUAACAGCUGUUACUGUAUCUGACGGUAGCAUCGCGUCUGCGAAACAGUUUUCAUAAGAACGCUUCUCACACAGCUAAAGAAUAUCGUACAAUAAAGUAAGUGAUUGAUUUUUUCUCCAAAAAUGACAGCUUUUUAUUCAUUAAUAGUACUAUUAUUGAUUAAGCUCUCUCGUGCAGGUCCAGUUCCAAAUUUUGGUCUUCCAGUAUCAGUCGCCGGCAGUGCACAAGUGAUCUCUGCAUCCAACCAAACAAGCGCGGUGGUGAAAUCCGCCACAAAUCACCUCGGUAACGUCUCGCUUGCUUCGAACUACACGAAACAUCAAACGGUGUUGGUACAGCUGGCAAUGAUCGCUAACUUUACCGCGAGCGUCGAUCAGUCGAUCGUGAUGCCUUUACUUGCACUAGCUGAAGCCACAUCGGGCAAUGUGAGCGAACUAUUCAACGCCAUUUGGGAAGGGAUCGCUACAACACAGAGCUACAUAACGCAUACACUUCCUGGCGAUUUGAAGAAGCUGGAAAUCGAGAUCGAUCACUACGUACCUGAUCGAUUGAAGGAUGGGUUUGGUUGUGUUCAACGAGGGCUAGAUAGUUUGAGUGAAGCUUUGAAGUCACUGCAAAAUGGUGUCUUAAAUGCAGUUAGGGAAGCAGGGACGAAUAGCAUGUCGAAUGUAGAGCUAAGGAAGUUUGUGAGCUUAAAAGUAGUUAAUGACGUAGCGCGCAGCAUUAGGGCGGUGAGUGUUUGCUUUCCAUCGAUUGUGGAAACAGUUAACAGUACGAGUGACAGGUUGAAAACAGCUGAUCAGUUUAUCAUCGACACGAGCCGCGCUGACGAGCUAACGGGCGUGUAA
Anopheles gambiae (African malaria mosquito) is the source of this 1076-nucleotide messenger RNA. RefSeq lists its product as uncharacterized. NCBI's taxonomy places the organism in Eukaryota, Metazoa, Arthropoda, Insecta, Diptera, Culicidae. Bases 351 to 1076 code for a protein of 241 amino acids. The transcript has 3 exons. The record is from RefSeq and is a predicted model, not a curated record.